AAGACAUGAUUUUGUUUCAGUCAUGCUACUCAGUUUCACUGCCUCCUGUGACUCACACUAUGUUUGCGUUCUGUGUUUGGAAUCUGUUUUCUGCCAUUUUUAAGACUGCCAGUCUGCAGGCAAACGUUGAGAGCAGAAAUGCCAGCCAGGAUGAAAUUAUUGGGAGCAAAACAGUCCAUAAUUCUAUUUAUUAUGCUCAAAUUGGUUCAAGGUUUUGAGAACUCUUGGACAAAAUGCGAUAAAUGUGAUGAGCAACAUUUUUGCAACUGUUCCUCAAAACAUCUCCAACAGGUCCCAAAAGUUCCAGUGAAUGCUGUUGGCCUCGAUCUGUCUUUCAAUCAAAUUGAGUCAAUUGACUCAAAUGAACUCAGCCUAUAUAGUGAGCUGAAAAACCUAAACCUGCAUAUGAACAAGCUCAAGUUUAUUCAUGAAGAAGCUUUCAACUCUCAACAUAAGCUGGAAGUUCUUGAUCUGUCCUUAAACAACCUGAAAAAUCUAUCUUCAUCUUGGUUCCAUGAUCUAAAAUCUCUUCAACAUUUGAACCUUUUAGGAAAUCCAUACACCACCCUCGGGCCUGCUCCUCUCUUUUGGUCUCUGUCAAACUUGAGGACACUGCAAUUUGGUAGUCCUUCACUGAGGAAGGUAUACAUGAAUUGCUUAGACGGGCUCACUCAUCUGGAUGGGAUUACAUUUGUUGGUAGUAACCUGAGGUCAUAUGAGAAUGGUAGCUUUAGAGCAGCCCGACCCAUUGGUUUAGUCUCUGUGAGCCUUCAAGAUCUCUUUCAGAAAGAUCCAGAACUUGUCUCUAAGAUUCUUAGAGAUGUAUCCCACCCUGAAACUGUGCUUAUUAUUAAAGAUGUCAUACUCAGAACAAACACUUCAGUGGAACCCUUCAAAGAGCUGAAAGAAGGGGGCACUACGAGUUUGACUUUGCUGAAUAGCGCCACUACAGACGAAGCUGUCACCUCUUUCUUGUUCAUCAUGAAUGGUUCUGCACUGUCUUACAUUGGUUUUGAAGAUGUACAUUUAGUUGGUAAAGGGUGGUGGCAGAAAGCUACAUCCACAGAUUAUAAAAGCUUGCAUACUGCCUACAUACGUAAUCUUGACAUCCAAGGCUUCUUCGAGUUUAGCAGCAUGGUCCAAUUGGCAUUCCUCUUAGAGCAUCUUCACAAGGUGUCUGUGAUCAAUGGCACAGUUUUUGUGAUUCCUCAUAUAACUUCUGUCUUUUUGAAAAACAUUGAGUACUUGGACCUUAGCAAUAAUCUACUGUCAGACCUGACAAUUAAGGAGACCUUGUAUACUGGUCAAGGGGUGUUUCAAAACCUCAACACACUCAACGUGAGCCAGAACUCUUUAAAAACUUUUGGGCUGAUAACAAGUCUGGUGGCCAAACUGAAGAGCCUUAUAUAUUUGGACAUAAGUCACAAUAGCUUUGUUUCUAUGCCGGAGGAGUGUAUGUGGCCAGCAACUCUCAGGUUUCUGAACCUUUCAAGUAUAAAGCUACGUAAGUUGACCCCUUGCUUGCCUUCUAGCUUGACAGUCCUGGAUCUCAGUGAAAAUGAUCUUACCGUGUUCCAUCAAAGAUUUCCUAAGCUUACUAAGCUUAUACUGUCAGGCAACAGAUUUAUGAAACUGCCAGAGGGGGAAUUAUUUCUGAGCUUGAAGACGCUGCUCAUCCAAAGGAACGCCUUGCAUAUGUUCAACGGGAAAGCUCUGAGACGUUACAAAAACCUGAAAUACUUGGAGGCGGGUCAAAACAAUUUUGUGUGCUCCUGUGAGUUUGUGGCUUUUUUCAGACAGGAUGUUGAUUAUUUCGUUACCCUACAGGAUGGUCAUCAUAAUUAUGUCUGUGACACUCCAUUUACUCUCAGGGGUGAUACUAUCGACCGUGUCAAAUUAUCAGUCUUUGAAUGCUAUAUGAUUCCCGCUGUCUCAGUGCUGUGUUCAGUGACUGUCUUAGUGCUUGGACUUAUUGUUGUUACCUGUCACAAGCUCCAUGUUGUAUGGUACCUGCAGAUGACUAAAGCAUGGAUACAAGCAAAACGAAAACCAGCAGUUGGUCGAUCAGCUACAGAAAUACGCUAUGACGCUUUUGUAUCUUACAGUCAACAUGAUGCUGAGUGGGUCGAGGAGAUCCUAGUUCCAGAGCUAGAAAGUGCUCAUCCUCCCUUUGCACUCUGUUUGCACAAACGUGACUUCAGGCCAGGACGCUGGAUUGUGGAUAACAUAAUUGACUCAAUUGAGAAGAGCCAUCGGACCCUAUUUGUUCUGUCUGAGCACUUUGUGUCCAGCGAAUGGUGCCGCUACGAACUGGACUUUUCACAUUUCCGCAUUGUCGAUGAGCACAACGAUUCUGCUGUCUUGAUUCUUCUAGAGCCAAUCAAGAAGGAGACGAUUCCCAAGCGUUUCUGCAAGCUGAGGAAGAUUAUGAACUCCAGGACGUAUUUGGAGUGGCCCGAAGAUGAGGAAAAGAAAUCAGAGUUCUGGAGAAAUCUAAGAGUCGCCCUAAGGAGAGACGAAUGUUGAAGAGUAAAAACGUGAUAAUGCAUUUCCUAAAUCUAAAAAAGAAAAUCAUCACUGUUGAUCAACUGUUUUGAUUUGAUUGAGUUGACCUAAUUUUAACUGCUUGCUUCUUAUUGUAUUGGUUAACUUUCUGCCUGGAGUUGGACAAUUCUCUUAACCCCUGUCUGUUAUUGGUAAUAAACCACAUCAGAGUACUAACACCACUGUGAACAUACAAUGGUUUGAGGUUAAAUAUUGAUGGGAAGUACAAUAAUACACUGAAAAAUAUAAACAUUUCAGGCCAUAUGUGGUGGCCAGAUAGUAUUUGUGGAAUUUGUGAGCUGUUAAAUAGGAGGUUAUCUAAUUGUAAUUUAAUGUAUGGUACUGUCUCUUAAAUGACAAUUGUAUGACUGAUGUUUAACCAAAGUAUAAUGUUUUAAAAAUCAAUUACGUAAAUAACAUAAUAGUUUCUGUUUGUUACUUUGAACCUUUACAUUGCAACACUCCACAUAAUGAACUGUCAUAAAGCCAAUCCAAAUUUUUUACUGUAUACUGUAUGACCUUGUGACUUCCUUUUACAAAAUCAUCAUUUUAUUUUAGAUGUAUAUAAGGUCUCUCAUUUUUAGUAUGUUGCCUUUAUAUGUUGGCCUGUUCUGGCUGAGGCCAGCUUAGGCAUAACCAUUAAGUGAUAUCCAAUAAAAUGAUUACAGUUUGUGGCUAAAACAUAUUUGUUAAUGUUUUUCAUACAAUAGGCCUAUGUAGGUU
Myxocyprinus asiaticus (Chinese sucker) is the source of this 3267-nucleotide messenger RNA. RefSeq names its product toll-like receptor 2 type-2. Gene Ontology annotation, molecular function: protein binding; triacyl lipopeptide binding; transmembrane signaling receptor activity. The transcript has 2 exons. Gene Ontology annotation, biological process: immune response; toll-like receptor signaling pathway; inflammatory response. The record is from RefSeq and is a predicted model, not a curated record. Gene Ontology annotation, cellular component: membrane. NCBI's taxonomy places the organism in Eukaryota, Metazoa, Chordata, Actinopteri, Cypriniformes, Catostomidae. The coding region runs from base 139 to 2526 and encodes 795 amino acids.